AUGUUAUCCGCCAAUCACAAUCUAAUUGUAGGGGCUCAAACUUCUACAGUUAGAAAAAGGUAUUGUGAAAGGCAACGCGAGAUUGGUGCUGAGCGUUUGAUCAAUGACUACUUUAGAAGACCUACUGAACAAGAUCUCGCUAGACUUCUAUAUGUAGCAGAUCAACGUGGUUUUCCAGGCAUGAUUAGGAGUAUAGACUGCAUGCAUUGGGAAUGGAAGAAUUGUCCUAACGCAUGGGCUGGACAAUAUACAGGGAGAAGUAGCAAACCAACAAUCAUUUUGGAAGCUGUUGCAUCAUACGACUUAUGGAUAUGGCAUGCAUUCUUUGGAACUCCAGGUUCGUGCAAUGAUAUUAAUGUACUCCAUAGGUCUCCUGUUUUUGAUGAUGUCUUAGAAGGUUGA
Messenger RNA from Salvia hispanica, 402 nucleotides. The record is from RefSeq and is a predicted model, not a curated record. Lineage: Eukaryota; Viridiplantae; Streptophyta; Magnoliopsida; Lamiales; Lamiaceae.